AUGAAGUUCUCAUUCGUCCUCGCCGCUGCUGCCCUCACCGGUUCCGUCCUGGUCGCUUCUUCCCCUGUCCCUGUUACUGCUGAUCUCGGCAUUCACGCCGACACGCAGCACUCGGAGCAAGGUCAGUAUGGCCAGUCGCAGUACGACCAGGGCAACGGUAAGCAGCAGCCCAAGCAGCAGCCCAACGACGGUAAGCAGCAGCCUAGCAACGGUAAGCAGCAGCCCAACGACGGGAAGCAGCAGCCCAAGCAGCAGCCCAACGACGGUAAGCAGCAGCCUAGCAACGGUAAGCAGCAGCCCAACGACGGGAAGCAGCAGCCCAACGACGGGAAGCAGCAGCCCAACAACGGGAAGCAGCAGCCCAACAACGGGAAGCAGCAGCCCAACAACGGGAAGCAGCAGCCCAACGACGGGAAGCAGCAGCCCAACGACGGUAAGCAGCAGCCCAACGACGGUAAGCAAUCCAGCGGUGGAAAGCCCCAAUACGGGGACAAGAAAGGGCACUAG
Molecule: messenger RNA, 507 nt
Organism: Saitoella complicata NRRL Y-17804
Lineage: Eukaryota; Fungi; Ascomycota; Saitoellomycetes; Saitoellales; Saitoellaceae
Exons: 2
Coding region: 1-507 (168 amino acids)
Source: RefSeq, a predicted model, not a curated record